This is a messenger RNA of Penicillium chermesinum, 2925 nucleotides long. Its product is annotated as putative cytokinesis regulator (Byr4). Gene Ontology annotation, molecular function: GTPase activator activity. Bases 1 to 2925 code for a protein of 974 amino acids. Gene Ontology annotation, biological process: mitotic spindle orientation checkpoint signaling; regulation of Ras protein signal transduction. The record is from RefSeq and is a predicted model, not a curated record. Lineage: Eukaryota; Fungi; Ascomycota; Eurotiomycetes; Eurotiales; Aspergillaceae. Gene Ontology annotation, cellular component: mitotic spindle pole body; SIN/MEN two-component GAP complex. The transcript is spliced from 2 exons.
AUGGCAGCUUCGGUGGCGCCAACACUUGGAAAGGACGAUGAACUGAUUGAAUGCUGGGAUGACGACGACGACUUGCAAUUCCACGAUGGUAUUCAGCUCCGUGCUGCCUCCAGUGCUGGCUCCGUCACUAACUCCUCUUUCCGACCUUCGGGGCAUCGCGAUUCAAUAUCGUCUCGUCUAUCUACUCGGUCGGAGAUAGACUCCAAUGCUGGUGAUGAAGAUUGGCAGGUUAUUCUUCAAGGCCACGAUGAGUUUGCCAAGGAAGAAGCUCUGGCCUCGGCCAAAGAUGCAGGGAUUCCCAUUCCAGAAAAUAUUCCGAAUUCUGCCCUCCUGGGAGGUGUGAUCAAGCGCCUAUCAUCUCGAAAGCCAAAAAGAACAUUUGUGGAUGACUGGUCCGACGAUGUGGAAUUGCCAGGUCCAGACGCAAUCUUGCAGCUUCGGACUCAGCAAGAUCUGGGCUUCCCGGAUGCGAUUCGCCAUAGCGGCUCGACACUCGCAAGUCCAGUCAAAUCAGCCGCAUCGUCCUGGGCCGACGAUAAAUCAACUCGUCAGCAGCCAGCGCUCGCAAUUCUGGAUCGAUGCAAUGAUGAAAAUUUUACCAAGAUGUACCACAACGCCUCUCCUAUCAAGACAUCAACCCACCAAGGUGUAUCGGAACCCCUUCAAAAACAAGCAAGGGGCAUUGUCCUAGAAGACAAGAUAGAUGACUUUGAUGGAGAUCUUGAACUCCCUCCGGUACACCAGCCUCUGAGACUAUCUGACCCAAAAGAUAGAACCGGAGUCCCCAGCCCUAUCUUAGAUGAAUUUGACCUGGAGUGGGCUGAAGGCAGCAUCGGCGUCCGAGUUGGAGGAACUGCUCGGGAUGGUCGAUCAAUCCCUAGCUCUACUAUAUCCAUUGCUAGUCCGAGUGCCUCAAGCUGCAUCACCGGUGGGAGUGACGACGGUCUCGACGGACUCGUCUUCCCGGACGGGCCACUUGAUUUGACCGCUACUUUCAGGAAACAGCAAGAAGCCCAUACCCAUGAGAAAACCUCUAGUGGAGUAGAAACAUUGAAGGCAUCGUCACAUGAUACGGAUGACUUCUUCACCGGGCUUGAAGUUGAUGAUGGGCGAGCCUUCGUUUCUGGGAAGCUUUCCUUGAAUCCGAACGUCAAGUGCAGAACAGAAUGGCCAGCGAGUCCGACUCGUCGGUUGGCCACUACCUUGGUCUUUACAAACAAUUCAAGCUCCUCGCCUCUUCAGAAUACUCGGAUUCCACGCUUGUCUAAUCACGAUCGAGCCCAUUCAACUCAUUCAAGCCAUCUUGAAACCGUUUCAGAGAGCGGUGCUCCUCUUUCCAAGUUUCCCAGGUCCCAGACUCGCCUUGGGCAUGCAUCUCAGUCUUCAAUCUCCAGUCUUCCUGCAGCUCGCACUACAUUUGCGUCGCUCACAUCAACCAAACCUGGUCGACAGACGCUUGGAUCACGCACUGCGAAUGCCACAGCAUCUACAGGCGAAUACCGAACUCCAUCCAGACACCUCCGUACUAAGCGAUCUCUACCUUCUAUGCAGGGAACAACCACUACUACGUCAGCCCGAAAUUUUCACCGUGUUUCACCUCCCCAGGAUGAAACAACUCAAGCUACCCUUAUUAGACCGAAAACACCUGUUGACCAGGCGGCGUCUCAUAGAAGAAUAUCUAUCCCCAAGGCGCAUACACCAUUCAUUCCGGCAGGUGCUUCUGAAAGACAAUCUCAUCAUGUUAGCGUGAAAGCCUCUCGCCCUCCUCGACGUCACCAUUCGGACAGCUCUGGAGAUUUCUUAACCCCGCAGAACAACUUCCUCCGGUCAUCACGAUCGAGUCGUUCGGAAGCCUUGCGUUUAAGCUUAGGGGAUGGUAAAUCAGAAAGCGCUAGCCCGCCCACGAAACGGACCCUAACGCGACCAACCAGGCGCCGCAACUUUGGCGAUGGAUCGGAGUUACAAUCUUUUGACGAUUUACCCACAUCUGUCUCCGCAGAGAGCAAAUACAUGAAGAAUCCCUCUGGUCGAGGAGCUCCUCGGACUAUGCGUGCCAGGCUCAGCCAGAGUGGUAUUAACAUAAAUGACAGUUCUGCGGUGCAAUCCUCUACACCACCUUCAUUUUCCAAACCGACGAACUCUUUGCCUCAUUUUGCCCGGGACACGAACGCGUCCCGGAAUGCAAGGGAACAACGUAUUGCCUCGAUGUCCUCCAAGAAUCGAGAGUUGAAUGCGCCCGGAUCGUUCAAUCCCAAUUGGAAGGCUCCUCCGGUCUCUCGCAUUUCCCCAAACGCAGGGUCAGUACGGAGCCGAAAAAGCAGAUCCGGGACCAAGCCCCCUUCCAAGCCCCAUUUAAUAAAACCCAUGGGAACUGGCGUGCAGGAAGCAAAGUCUGUGAAAGGAAUGCAAUACAACCCGACCACCUUUCGCUGGGAAGGAAAUGAAAAUCUUGUGCAGGAUUUUGACGUGUCCAUUGCACCCAAGUCUCCAAAACCCGCCCCGGCUCUCAUCACCAAUAUGGGGGUGGUGGACAAUGUCCAGACUGUCGGUGGUAUGAUUUUCGACCCGCAGCGGAUGUGUUGGCUUCGGGCCGCAUCACCCGGAUCUGGCCACAAUGGCGGUAUUGCUCCUGAGGAUGAAGAAGAUGUCUUUGCAGGCCUGGAUGAUUUGGACGACAAGCUGGCGGGUUCCCCCCAGCAAGGCCCGGGGACUUUAGAAGCUUGCGAUCCCACCGGUGCAGAUGCAGAUCCAAGCGCAGGGGAGUCUUCGGACGAGGGACCCAUGACCGAAGAGUUUGAUGUCGGACCAGAGUUCGUUCGACGGCAACGGGCAGAGGAAGAUAAAUGGCGGCGGAAAGUAAACAAGUGGGUUGGCCCUGAUCGGGGGAGCACGAAACCUACUGGCGAUGGGCGAUACGGGAUCUAA